AUGACAACGCUCUCGGAAACUCAUAUAGUCGUCGGACAGCAGGUCAUGUUCAAGCUCAGCUCGAUUCUCCUAGUCUCAAUGGCAGUCGCGACAAUUGCUGCUCAUCCACACACUCAUCGAUCUAGACGGCAUCACAGGCGCGCCUUCACCGGUGGCUCAACCGUCGUCAUCAAUGCAAGCAACGGCCAGCUGCAGGCACUGCCCAAUGCACUCACAAGCGACAGCGGAGUGGAUGGUCUAUCCGGCACUAACUCGCUCCUGUCUGGUCAGAAUCUCAAGCAGAACGUCGUCCUUGUCGAUUCGCAAGGUAAUGCAGUGCAAGCGCAAUCUGGCUCUACAACCGGAACAACCCAGACGCUCGAUUCGGCAGGCGAUCUCAUUCAGACUGACGCAAGUGGCAAUGUCCUCUCGCUGACGCCUGCUUCCUCGCUGGCCUCUGCUGGCCUGACACCCGUUCUCGUCACAAUGGACGCCAACAACAACAUCCUGCAAAUCAUCUCGAACCCUGCAGCGAGCAACAGCACUUCCGGGCUACUCGCCACCUCGCUCGGCAAUGGCGUCUCCUCCCUCGUCGGUACAGGCUCGAGCCUGUCCCAGGAAGAGUCUGCGCUCGCUCAACAAGAAGGCGCGACCUCGCAAAGUGACACUAUCCAAUCGAUAGUAGCGAAUCUGCAGACCUCUGCGAGCGUUACGAGCACGACCGCAACCGCCACUUCUGCCGCGACCGCCACACCCACAGCGACAAGCACCAGUGUCAGUGAGAUUGGUGAUCUUGUGCCAGUCACUACUUCCUCAUAG
Mixia osmundae IAM 14324 is the source of this 798-nucleotide messenger RNA. RefSeq lists its product as uncharacterized. The coding region runs from base 1 to 798 and encodes 265 amino acids. The transcript is spliced from 2 exons. NCBI's taxonomy places the organism in Eukaryota, Fungi, Basidiomycota, Mixiomycetes, Mixiales, Mixiaceae. The record is from RefSeq and is a predicted model, not a curated record.